Molecule: messenger RNA, 1030 nt
Organism: Caenorhabditis angaria
Lineage: Eukaryota; Metazoa; Nematoda; Chromadorea; Rhabditida; Rhabditidae
Source: the annotation of a GenBank genome assembly
AUGGAAUGUCAGACUAAAGUUAGAGCAUAUCGUUUUAUCGCAUAUUCGGCUAUCACAUUCAGCUUCAUCUCAGUAAUUUCGGUGAGAACUUUUUUUUUGGAAAUUAGAAAUUCAAUAAUUAAAAAAAAUGUAGGUAUGCCUCUCACUUCCAAUGAUAUUUUAUUAUAUUCGAACGAUGAAAACUUCUAUGCAAAGAGAAAUUAAUUUUUGUCGUGUAAGUUAGAAUAGCUCACAGCUUCUCUCAAAAAUAUGUUUCCAGGAUUCCGCCAAAGAUAUUUGGUCAGAAGUUCAAAAUUUCAAACAACUUCCACGUAACCGUACAACACGUCAAGCAUACUAUACGAAUUCGGGAAGUUCAAAAGAUCCACCGCCUCCAUCUCCAUACGAUGCUCCAUUCUACGCCGAGCCUGAUGAAUGUGAUGGUUGUUGUCUGCCAGGUCCUCCAGGGCCUCAAGGUCAAGCUGGACGUCCGGGUAGACCGGGAAAACCUGGGAUCCCUGGAAUGCCGGGAAAUCCCGGGCGACCUCCACAACAACCAUGCGAACCUAUCACCCCUCCACCUUGCUCGCCUUGUCCAGUGGGAGCUCCCGGGAAGCCUGGCCCUCAGGGCCCACCUGGCGAUCCUGGUAAUCCAGGUCCUGCAGGCUUGCGAGGCCUUGAUGGCGAGCCAGGUGAUCUUGGAUCACCUGGUCCUCCAGGAGAACCUGGACUUCCUGGAUCGCAAGGUGCACCUGGUCAACCAGGCCGACCUGCAGACCCCGUGCCAUUUGUUCCCGGCGAACCUGGACCUCCUGGAGAAGCUGGGCCACCCGGAGCACCUGGAGAGCUAGGAGAAAUCGGAGAGGAAGGUCCACCAGGCCUUCCAGGCCUCAAAGGCCCCGCGGGUGCUUCUGGUAUACCUGGAAAUGAUGGUCCUCCAGGAGCUCGCGGUCCUCCUGGGCCACCUGGGAAUUCAGGAGAACGUGGAAUCUGUCCGAAAUAUUGUGCGAUUGAUGGCGGUGUGUUUUUCGAAGACGGAACAAGGCGUUAG